CACUGGGGACCCAUCAAGCCAGUAGUGUGAAUAUCUAAGGAAGUGGAGAGCUUUGAAUUUUCCUUACUUCAUCCACUUCGGUAAUGACGUGUUCUCUCUUCCAUCUACCAUUCAAUUCCCCCUUUUUGUGCACCUCGUCGCCAACUUCUGUUUCUCAAAAUACCAUCGCCGGGAGGGAAGAAAGAAAAUAGUUCAACAUGAGUGAAGAUCACCAUGAAAGCGAAACCCAUGUUUUGAUGUUUCCUUGUCCGGCUCAAGGCCACAUUAACUGCAUGCUUCAACUUGCCGAGCUUCUGGUUCUUUCCGACAUCCAUGUCACCGUUCUCAACACCGAGCACAUCCACCAGCGUCUUCUCCGUUUCGCCGAGAUCCCUUCUCGUUUAGCCGCCUAUCCCACUCUACACUUCAAGACUUUCUCCGACGGCCUUCCCUCCGAUGACCCCCGGCGACAAGAAGACUACGUUGGUGAACAAAUCAAACAAGUGAAUUUAAUGGCCAUGCCUCGGCUGAGGGAGAUUUGCGUGGAAGCUUCUGGAAAGCCCAGGUUCAGUUGCAUCAUAGCAGAUGGGAUCUUCGGACGCCUCACCAACGAAGUAGGACAAGAACUUGGGAUUCCUGUAGUUUACUUCCGUACCAUCAGUGCUUGCAGCUUUUGGGCUUAUUUUUGUGCUCCAAGAUUAUUUGAAUCCAACGAACUGCCCAUUCGAGGGGAACAAGACAUGGAUCGCAUGAUAACAAGUAUCCCUGGUAUGGAAAACUUGGUUCGGUGUCGGGACCUCCCGAGUUUCUUUCGAGCAAAUCAUAAGAGUCACAUUCCUCUGGAGCCAGUGGUGUUCGAGACACAUCAAUCCCUCCGAGCACAAGCUCUAAUUUUGAACACAUUUGAAGACUUGGAAGGACCUGUCCUCUCCCAGAUUCGCCACCACUUUCCCAGAUUCUACGCCCUCGGCCCUCUCCACGCGCACCUCAACUCCAGAAAAGCAACCAAAACAAUGUCUUCGGAGACAUCGCCUCCUUCCUUCGAGAGCAGUCUCUGGGAAGUUGAUAGAAGUUGCAUGACGUGGCUAGACGCUCAGCAGCCUAAAUCAGUGGUAUACGUGAGCUUCGGAAGCAUAACAAAAAUCUCGAGAGAUGAACUCAUGGAGAUAUGGCACGGUUUGGUGAACAGCAAGAAACGAUUCUUGUGGGUGAUCCGACCCGGCAUGCUGUCCGAAAAGGAAGGACAGGAUCCGCCGAUGGACCUAGUGGAAGGGACGAAGGAGAGAGGGCGCAUGGUGGGGUGGGCCCCCCAGAAAGAGGUACUUGCACAUGUGGCAAUUGGCGGGUUCAUGACACACUGUGGGUGGAACUCGACGUUGGAGGGUGUGGCGGCCGGAGUUCCAAUGAUGUGCUGGCCUUACUUUGCGGACCAACAGAUAAACAGUAGGUAUGUGAGUGAGGUGUGGAAGAUUGGGUUGGAAAUGAAGGACGUGUGUGAUAGGAAGCUUGUGGAGGAGAUGGUGAAUGAUCUCAUGGUUGAGAGGAGGCAAGAGUUUGAGAAGUCGACGCAAGCCAUGGCAACAUUAGCCAAAACGAGUGUACGAGAAGGUGGGUCCUCGUACUCUGAUUUUGAUCGUUUCGUUCAGUUCUUGAAGUCGGCACGCGAAAUUGAUGGCUCUCUUUUCAUGAAAUAAUAAGAAGGCGGCAGAAUAUAGGGAUUCUGUCUUAUAGUUUGCUUCGGCUUGGAAGUUUUUUCACCCAGCUUGUUUAAUUAUUUCCUUUACUCUAUUGUAGGCCUGGGCCCGAAAAUUGUAUUGCAAUUGAUAUAGUGAAGAGCCCAUAGAUAUUUGUAUCAUGUUUUUUAAAAAAAUAAAAGCCCUUAUUUAAAUUA
This is a messenger RNA of Prosopis cineraria, 1870 nucleotides long. RefSeq names its product 7-deoxyloganetic acid glucosyltransferase-like. The transcript has 2 exons. NCBI's taxonomy places the organism in Eukaryota, Viridiplantae, Streptophyta, Magnoliopsida, Fabales, Fabaceae. The record is from RefSeq and is a predicted model, not a curated record. Gene Ontology annotation, molecular function: UDP-glycosyltransferase activity. The coding region runs from base 198 to 1673 and encodes 491 amino acids.